AUGAAUCUCAGUAGCUCCAUCAAGACCAUGCAAAAUGGACUGAACUUCAACUGCAAGUCUCUCAGAAGUAGCCAAGUCACGCAAGAGAAGGAGGGAGGAAAGGCAGCUCCGAUAAAACUUGCUUUUUAUGUUGCUGAGCCAGAAAAUGGAGCAGAUGACAAAGCAUCUCCGAUUAUCUUUCUUCAUGGAAUAACAGCGUGUAAAGAAUUAUGGGAGACAGUUCCGCAAACAGUUGCAAAUAUGUCAAAAAGAAGGGCAUAUGUUGUUGACCAACGAAAUCACGGAGAUGGUGAGUGGUCAGAUAUUUUCACUUUCGAUGUCCUGGUAGAUGAUAUCUUGAACUUCAUGGAUGAAAAUAAAAUCAAGAAGGCAAUACUAAUCGGUCACAGCAUGGGAGGAAUAGUCAGCAUCAAAACUGCUCUAAAAAAUCCCCAGAGGAUUGAAGCUUUGAUAGUGGAAGACAUGAUUGUGGGAUACGUUGAUAAGGAAUUACUUGGAGUGAUAGAAGCAUUUAUAUCCAAGAGUUAUGAAAUAGUUAUGCAUAUUCCUGCUGGUACUGAUGAAAAUGAAGCUUCACAGUUCUUUCUGGUGUCUAUGGCAGAAGUCAUGAAGAUAGUUCCAGAAAGUUUCGUUCUAACGACUUUCGAUGAAGACAUUAAAGAGAAUAGUACUGCAAAAACUUCCUCCAUUGAUGUUACUUGCCCUGGCCCAGAAGAAACAAGCUCAAGAAUGAUAGUGAAUCUUCAAGACAUGGUAGAAAAACCGUUUCAGGAAUAUUGUCGUGUGCAUUGUUGA
Uloborus diversus is the source of this 795-nucleotide messenger RNA. RefSeq names its product protein ABHD11-like. The coding region runs from base 1 to 795 and encodes 264 amino acids. The transcript is spliced from 5 exons. Lineage: Eukaryota; Metazoa; Arthropoda; Arachnida; Araneae; Uloboridae. The record is from RefSeq and is a predicted model, not a curated record.